AUGGCGAUCUGGAUGCAACACGAUGUCUGCGCUGCGCUUUCGAGGCCAUCGCAUGCUCGCAGCUAUGUCAUGUCAGUCCGUCUCGCCCGCAUGAUCGGUAGCGAUAUCAGCAUUGAACCAAUCACGCUCUUUACGAGCGAACCGGGCCAUGCUUUGCUCCACUGUGACGCAGUGACCAUCUCUGAUGGAACAAGAAAUAUCAUUAUUAGUCAGAAGUAUUCCUCCCUCUCAUUCGUCCUUCAAGUACUCUGGAAUGUCGACACAACCAUGGUCGACGCUGUUGAGGCACUGGAAUCACCAACUAUCGCGGUGUCCACCAACAAGCGACACAUAACAGAAGAGAAGAGGGAUCUUCCAGCCUUGCAGCGUGCUAUCACCAUGAUUAAGUGGGGUAUUUGCAUGCGACAGUGUCCUUCUCCAUCGCUGCGUCGAGGCACUUUGUCGCGAAUGCUAGUGGCCGAAGAUAGACUUCCAGAUACAUACCGUGUCGACAUCGAAGAUGUUGCGAGGCAGUACUACAAGUUCCCAGAUGGCGGCCUGCAGGCAUUACUUUGCGGUGCCGACGUCCCCGGCAUUCCUCAGGUGGUCGCCUUCUCCGUAGGGAGAACGAUUCGGGGAGCGAACGUCGACAAGUACACGUUGCUUCCUGGCGAAAAACUGCGGCUCGCGGACCCCACGAUCGACCUGGAGCGUUGUACGCUGAAUCGGGAUAACCUGUACGCCGAUUUCGCAACGGCUUUGGAUCUUGCUGCUGUUGAAGGGAUCGAUCCCACAGGAGUAACGCUUGCGUUGAAACGGUUUGGCAUAUCUCUGCUUUGA
Dacryopinax primogenitus is the source of this 819-nucleotide messenger RNA. RefSeq lists its product as uncharacterized. The transcript is spliced from 3 exons. The record is from RefSeq and is a predicted model, not a curated record. The coding region runs from base 1 to 819 and encodes 272 amino acids. Lineage: Eukaryota; Fungi; Basidiomycota; Dacrymycetes; Dacrymycetales; Dacrymycetaceae.